UUCAAACACACUCAUCAGAGUCUCGGGGUCGCUUCAGUUUCAUCUAUAACUUUCAGCUGCCAUAUAGAAGCUUAGUCAGACAGUGAGGACAGAGCAAGCGAUGGGGAAAGCAGAGAACGAAGCAAGUCCAUUACUACCGAAUAGAAGUAAUAAAAUAAGAAAUGGCUGGCUCUUCCUUGCUGCCUUUUCGGCUGUUUUGGGCAAUUUCAUUUUUGGUUACGCGAUGGUAUUUCCCUCUGCGGUGAUUCCACAGCUUCAGAAGGAGAAAGAUCCAAAUCUGCCCAUGGAUAUUCAUCAGAGUUCCUGGUUUGGGUCUGUUUUUGCGAUCGGAGCUAUAGUAGGAGGGUUGAGUGCCAUGGUUUUGAACGACAAAAUUGGAAGAAAACACAGCAUAAUGAUAUCUGUAAUUCCCUCCACGGCGGGGUUUCUCAUGAUUGCGGCCGGUCAUAGAGUGUGGCUGCUUCUCCUGGGCAGAAUUCUCACAGGCAUCGCUGGUGGCAUUACAGCCAGCUCCAUUCCUGUCUACGUGUCAGAGAUUUCACAUCCAGGUGUGAGAGGAGCCCUGGGAUCUUGUCCACAGAUAAUGGCUGUCUUUGGAAGUCUGGCACUCUAUCUUUUGGGUUUGGUUCUGCAGUGGCGGUGGUUGGCUGUAGCUGGGAUAGUUCCUGUUCUGAUUAUGCUAUUUCUCCUGUGCUUCAUGCCAAACUCCCCACGUUACCUCAUCUCUAACAACAAACGUGAUGAGGCCUCCAGAGCCCUCAAGUGGCUCAGAGGCUCUGAAUCAAACUACAUUUCUGAACUCAAUCAAAUUGAGCGCAGUGUCAAUUCACAGGUCGCAAUACAGAUGAGCGAUCUUAGGAGUCCCUUCAUGUACAAGCCGAUCUUGACCUCUGUGUUAAUGAGAUUCAUGCAGCAGAUGACGGGUAUUACUCCCAUCUUGGUUUAUCUUCAGCCUAUUUUUGAGAGAACAGCCGUUUCACUGGAGCCCAAGUUAGAAGCAGUAUGCGUAGGAGUUGUUAGACUGCUCUCUGUUGCAAUCGCAGCUGCUUUAAUGGACAAAGCUGGCAGAAAAGCUUUGCUUUACACAUCAGCUUUUAUAAUGUACCUGGCUACACUUUCAAUGGGCAUAUUCAACCACAAAACACCAUGUGAUACCGGAAACGUUACUGCCGUGAUCCCGUCUUUGGAAAAUGCUUAUGGAGCCAUGGCAGGUCCUGCGAUAAGCUCCAGCAUGCUUAUCCCCCUCAUCAGCGUCAUGUUUAUAAUAUUUGGUUAUGCAAUGGGCUGGGGUCCAAUCACAUGGCUGCUGAUGUCUGAGAUCUUGCCGACGGCAGCACGCGGCGUCGCUUCAGGCCUGUGUGUGGUGGUCAGCUGGGCCACCGCUUUUGUGCUGACACUAGUCUUCAUGCAUGCAGUGGACGCAUAUGGGCUUUUUGCACCGUUUCUGUUCUUCUGUGUAAUCUGUGUAUUGAACAUCAUAUUCACAGCCAAGUGUGUGCCUGAAACCAAAGGACGUUCACUGGAGGAAAUCGAGAAUUAUUUCAGAACUGGACGCACCUUCACUAUUGCUGAAAGCUGAAAGUCUUGACUACAUUCAGGGAAUCUCAGAAAGGGUCAUCAUCAUCAUAUAUAUCAUAUUGUAUAUCCGGUGUGCAGUGACUAAUAAACUUUGAGAAAAUUAAAAACAAAACAACAAAAAAAACAACACCUGCCUAAACAUUAACUGACUCCCAGUGGAGUCGUGUGUCCCAUGACCUAAAAUGACAUUUUAAAGAACUUAACCUAUCCAAAGGAUGACAUUUAGGCCAUGUAUCAUUGAAGUUCUAUGGGUGGAUGCUUACAAAGCUCACUGGAUAUUUUCAUGCCAGCUGCACUGUGAACAAACUCAAGGAACAUCACAAUAUAGUAGUAAAACUUUAAGCAAUAUCGUACAUCACAUAAUGAAACAGUUUGCAGAUAACAGUUCAUAGAAAACAUGUAGAAAUAUAAAUCAUAUUGUUAGAACUGACAGACAAGCGAAGUAGAAAUUGCAUUAUAAAAUUGUGUGUGCAUGAACCUAGUUUAACCUGAGACACAAUCAUCUCUUCACCAGUUGAGCAUACUGUACUGUAUGUGUAGAUUUUAAAUAUCUGUAAUUUGUGUGAGUUUUUAUUUCACCUAAUACUUGUGAUGUUUACUUUUUACGGUCUCCUUUCACUUUAAGACAUUACCGCAUUUCUCUUAAAUCAUAUAUGCAGAAAGGGAUAAUUUAUCAUCAGAUGCUUCAAAUACUUUCUACUUCUACACUUUAACGAGUUCUACUAAUCAGCAUUGUGAAGCUCUACUUUAGUGUACACUUAUUCCUUAAGAAAGUUUUAUUGUGACAACUAACUAAUGACAUAAAGAUAGUCUGUAUGGACGAGGUUAUUAUGCUAGUACGCUAGUAAACAUACCGUAAAACAGAUUAGGAAUAAACCGGUUUCUCCUACGUAAUAAAUAACGACAGUGUUUGAUGUGA
Tachysurus fulvidraco (yellow catfish) is the source of this 2497-nucleotide messenger RNA. Its product is annotated as solute carrier family 2, facilitated glucose transporter member 6. Gene Ontology annotation, molecular function: transmembrane transporter activity. The coding region runs from base 101 to 1579 and encodes 492 amino acids. Gene Ontology annotation, biological process: transmembrane transport. Lineage: Eukaryota; Metazoa; Chordata; Actinopteri; Siluriformes; Bagridae. Gene Ontology annotation, cellular component: membrane. The record is from RefSeq and is a predicted model, not a curated record. The transcript is spliced from 10 exons.